Messenger RNA from Cydia pomonella (codling moth), 816 nucleotides. RefSeq names its product putative ankyrin repeat protein RF_0381. The record is from RefSeq and is a predicted model, not a curated record. The coding region runs from base 13 to 519 and encodes 168 amino acids. The transcript has a single exon. NCBI's taxonomy places the organism in Eukaryota, Metazoa, Arthropoda, Insecta, Lepidoptera, Tortricidae. Gene Ontology annotation, molecular function: protein binding.
GCUCUCUGAAAAAUGUCUUCGCGCAAACUGAACAACAUUUUUGGCCAAGAAAGGUCUGAAAGAAAUACUACUAUGUUCCAUUUAAUUGCUGAAGAAGGCCUUGACAAUAUUUUAGAUCGCAUUUGGAACGCUACCCGUAAAAAAGAACUGGAACAAAUACUGAAACUGAAGAACGACGACGGAGAGACGUGUCUACAUACUGCUGUUAAAAAACUAAAAGGAUCCGAAGCUGAAAGGAUAAUGGCUCAACUAUUCGACAUGGGAGCAAAUUUGGACGCGCAAGAAGAUGGGACAGGAGACACUGUUUUGCACUUAGCAGUAAAACGACAGGACUACGUGCUCAUGGACUGGCUGCUUUCAAUGCGUAUUGAUAAGAACAUAAGAAAUAACAGUGGAUUAACGGCAUAUCAAGUGGCAAAACAAAACAAUGACUACAAAAUGAUGAAGAUGAUUUUGAGUGAAAAUGAAAAUGUUGCUGAGUGUUUAGUGAACGAGUUAAAGUCCAUCAGUUUAUUGUAAUUUUCAUAAUAUUUUUAGACAUAAGUUUGCAGCUAUCAAUUAUAUUCUAUCAAUUAAUAGGUAACAACUUUUAUCGAUAAUUUGAUCUUAUGAACCGUAGUUUUUAAGUGUUUUAUUAAAUGGGUGAAUUUAAAAUAAAGGUAAUUUUAUUUUAAAUCAGCAAUAAUUUUCCUUACAACUAGUUUGUUCUAUACCUAUUUAAUUUAAAUAAUCUCUCAAUUGUUUGCGUCAAUGUUAGUCUAUUCUUUUAAAUCACAUUAUUAAAAGUAUAUCAGCAAAAUACACGUCAAUAUAUGU